UUUGUAAUUAAAAUUGUAUAGCUUCCUUUUUGUUUUCAAAGAAAAGAAACUAACAAAAAAAGAGAAAGUGACAUAAAAACCAAAAACCGAUCAUCGCGUUAGAUUAUAUGCAUUUACGAACCUGUUAACAUUACACCACUCAAGGAUAUGACGGCAAUGCAACCUGCUCCUUCCGUCAAAAGUAAACCAUGCGUUCCCAUCGCCAUUCCCAAGUAUCCAAGACUUUUCGCAAACCCAACGCCGAGAACCCUGAACACAAUAAAUUGCACAACAUGGGCUUAUUAUAACUAUACACGUUAGUCAGAAAAUACAUCGGGAUUGAAUUUAUCAAUUUUCCGCAACUGAAAUGAAACUCUUCGCGACAUCGAAGAAAGUAUUCUUUCUCUCACCGAGUCUGCGUUUUCGACAAUUCCACGACGAGGCAUGACGACGCGGUCCCGCUGACGAUCCACAUUGCUUCCAUCAAGCUCGUAUAAAACAGAGUGUAUUUCGUACCGAUCACGUAAUGCACGCAGAACGAAAGAAAGCCACCGAUUACGUGACUCGUAGCUAAAAUAAAAAAUAAAGUCGAAAAAUUAAGAUGAUGACGAAUAAAUGGAGAUUCGCAUCGCAGAUUACCUAUGAAAAUAGGUCUGCCCGAUUGAUCCAUACGCAUAAACAUCCAGGCCAAAAACGGCAGGGUAGCGAGAGCGACAAACAGCGCUCCUGUUUCGAAACCGGGGUCGAUUCUUAACGAGCUGCAGGUUGAUGAUGCCAAUUCUGAAAUACCGGUUAUCCGGUCACCCGCGUAAAAGGACCACGAAACGAACCAAAGGUAACGUACCGUUUCCGUUACGCGAGGAGUAUUUAUCCUCGAGUGAUUUCACCCCGAGUUUGCACUCGGCCCGGACCGUCGGAAUUUGGAACCACAGAACCUGCCGGCACUUCAGAUCGGGAAACCAGUAACUCAUGGUGAAGUAGCUGUAAGUGCAAAGAAACUCGGAAGUGCAUUUCCUGCAGACCGUGUUACAAUUUAUCGGCGCACUCACGACAACUGGAAAACGAAUUGAAUCUGCAAGACGAUAAUCGCGCUGUAACAGGGCGGCCGGACGCCCUUCGGGACGUAGGUCUUGAAUUCUCCGGUGCUCAGCGUCCCCGAGAAGGGAAGAUCGUCCUCGAGACUGUCGAGAGACUCCUGGAAGAAAGCGGAACUUUAAGGAUGUAUUGGCUAUACAUUCUCAACCAAAAGAGAGUCUCGUCGACAAUGUUGAAUACUUUGUGGCAUUCAAGAGCCCGCUCGCCCUUGCCCAUGGAAAAGAGAAGCCUGUGACUUUCCGUGAGGUAACGCACCGCCAAUCCAGCCACUAUGAGAGCCAGGGAGCCGAAAAAGAACUGCGAGACUCGCCAGGAGAUCGGUAACGCUGGUAAGGAAAUCGACUUGUCGUUACGAAGCUCGUUUUGCCCAUCGCUUUCAGAGCCGCCCACCUGGAAACGCGACGACGCCGAGCAGCCAGAAGACCUGGAAAGAAACCAGGGCCCUUCCUCGGUGCCGAGGAACCUGCAGCUCGGCGACGUAGACCGUCGUCACACAGAGCAAUGCCGAUGACCUGGAGCAGUAUUCGCUAUUAGGAGGGUUCGGGGACCGGGAAAUCCUCCAGGAGCUACCAGAAUGCUCUGAAGGUCGAGAGUGACGCCAGGCAGGAGUAGCCGGUGCAAAAACCGAGAGCCAGGGUGCCGAGUCCGUAGAUCACGAGAGAAACUACCAACGAUUUGAGCCGACUAGCGAAAUCCGCCGGGACUGCGAUCAGCAGGGCUCCGAUUACCAAAGCUGCGGGUCAAAGUUCAAUUUUCAGGAGGUUUUAAGGACGCAAGCGUCAGUUUUCGGUGCAUUUUCGACCUGACCGUACGUCCGACGCGCCCUUAAGAAUUAUGGAACAAACCGAUUAUGGUGUAGGUGUCAAUCCUGACUCGUUGAUCGCUGUCGAGAUGCAAUUCGCAGCCGAUAAUUCCGCGCGAUUCUGUCAGAAAACCUCCUGGGCCGGAUAUCGAGGCGAUGACCAAUCCGCAGAGGAUCAACACUCUGUACUGAUAGCGGCCAGAGCCUGAAGGAAGAGGAACUGGAUGUAGUUUGAACUUUGAUGCGUGCAGAGAGUAAAACGAGGAUAAGAAUGAACUCACCGGCCUUUUCUACCGCCAAACGAACGGCAACUGUUGACGUAACUGAUGGUGACAAUCCGAGAAAAGAGGAAGGACCGGUAGAUUUUGAACGUGCAAUAGAACUAACAGGCUAUGGAAAGUUUAAUUAUCUUCUGCUGCUGGCCGUCCUACCAGCAGGAUGCUCAAGUGUUUACGCGUCCACAGCCAUGUCCUACGUCCUGCCGUCUGCCGAGUGCGACCUUGGACUCACCUUGCUUGAUAAGGGUCUUCUUAAUUCUAUGGCAUUUGCAGGGAUGAUUUGCAGCUCGUUCGCAUGGGGAUUUUUGGCCGACAUGUUCGGGCGUAAGACAAUACUCGUUUACGGCUACCUCCUCGACGCUAUUUUCAAUCUGGCAAGUAGUUUUUCCCAGGUUUCAUGGAUGCUGUUAGUUUUCAAAUUCUUCAACGGCGUGAUAAUUUCCGGCCCAUACGCCGCCUUGUUAUCUUACCUGGCGGAGGUUCACGGUGAAAAGCACAGAUCGCAGAGUUACAUGUGGCUCGGAGUAUUUUUCUCGUUAGGCAAUAUUUCAGUGCCAUGCGUGGCUUGGCUGAUCAUUCCGCUCGAUUGGGAAUGGACCUUCUUCGGUGAUUCGAUGGUCUUCAACUCCUGGAGACUCUUCCUCGUGGUCUGUACCGUGCCUGAGUUCAUCGCUUGUCUGGCACUCUCCUUCUUUCCGGAGAGCCCGCGAUUCCUCAUCGCCAAGGGACGCCACCAAGAAGCCCUUGACGUUUUCAAGAAGAUCUACUCGAUCAACACCGGAAACCACCCUGACACGUAUGCUGUCAAAAGUCUCGUUCAAGAAUCGUCGAUAGAAGCUUCCGGGAAAAGCUUGGUCCACAUGUUGCGGUGCGGCUUGCGUCAAAUGAAACCCCUCUUCGAGGUCUCGAACCUCUCCCGACUGAUUCUGAUCACAUCCAUUCAAUUCGGAGCCACUUUAGGCUCUAACUCCCUGAGACUCUGGAUGCCCCAGCUCUUCGCGAUGAUCGAAACCUACGAGAAGCUGCAUCCCACCUCGGCCUCCGAAGUGAAACCCACCAUGUGUUACAUGCUGGACGCCACUAAAUACCUCGAAAAAAAUUUAACCGACGCAACGAACAUAACGACGAGUGCUGAGCCAGCUUGUACACAGAUGAUACUGGACUCCACUGUUUACAUGAACUCGAUGAUCAUCGCUCUGACCGGUGUGAUCGGAUACACGAUUGCCGGAAGUCUCAUAAACGCGGUUGGGAAGCAGAAGCUUAUGAUCGUGUGUUUCGUGGGUGCCGGUGCGUGUUGCGGAGCUUUAUACUGGGCCCAGGAGACGAGCGUGAUUCUGAGUUUAACGUCGAUAUUCGUCGCUCUCGCGAGCAUCGGGGGUGCGACGGUGAUGAACGUGAUAGUCGAUAACUUUCCAACAUUCCUCAGAACCAUGGCUGUCAGUAUCACAAUGAUGUGCGGACGAGUCGGAGCUGUAGUGGGAAAUAUGCUCUUCCCAAUUCUCUUGAACGCCGGCUGCCUCGGUCCGUUUAUCAUGAUCGGGACCGCGUGUCUCGCCUGCGCGGUUUGGACGAUAAUUUUACCAUCCGGUAAAAUUACUGCGGUCAGUAAAGAAGAGGGUUUAAAACAGUGAUACUUAUAGGUUGAGACGUCAUUUUUGUAUAUAUGCGAUGGUGAUUAAUUAUAGCGCUGAAUUGCACGCUAUUGAUUCUAAGUCAUGGAGUAUAGUAUGUAGAUAGGAUUUAAAUGUCAAGAUUUUAACACGAUCGUUGCAAAAUACCUUUACUAUAUUCCCACGGUGAGUGUGAUGCACGUAUCAAGUUUUACAAGUAUACGUCACUAAUACGUUGCUAUUAAAUGUAUAGUACAGCGUGUCGGAUGAUACGUGCGCGGCCACGUCGAUUUUCCAAGAGAUAUAAUAUAUAUUAAUGUAUACGUCUGAGCAUAAAAUGGCAAACAGAAGUAGAAGAAGUGAACAAUACGUUGAUAUACUUUAAUAAUAAACAAUGAUACGCUUUUGUUCGUUCAACUUUUAAACAUUGUCCUCUGAUCUUAUCCUGUAUGUACGUGUGUUGUAACGUUCCCGGCUUUUUCAGAACCUUGGUUACCGAAACCGUGACACUGUGAAUUGUUUGACCUUUUUGUUAACAAAUUUUAACCAUCAAAAGAAUUAUGAAAGGAACCCCUCUUUCAUUUUUUUAUAAUUUUUCUGUUGAACUGUCGCCGGACACGGAUGACACAGUGCCGUACACAUUUAUUUUUUUCACUGCUAUGUUGUUAAAUAAGAAAACAAAUACCGCUUAAACAUCACAGAUUUUAAUCAACUAAUUGCACCUUGUGCUUUUGUAUCUACAUUUUUACAAAGGAAUUAUAAAUGAAAAUCGCAAUAAGCAAAUAAAAAAGGAAAAUAUAAAAGAAAGUGAAUUAAAUUAAACAGUCAAGUAUCACCUGGUUUCUACGUUUUACCUUUAGGAACAUACGUAGCUUUUACGUAAGCUAUGAGAAAUUCUAUGUUUGAUGAAGAGUGCAAAGGUUCUUUUAACACUCGUCCCCUAAAAUUUUCUAUGUUACCUCCUAAAUGUAAAAUCUGCCGAAUUUUGUUAAGAAAGGAAGCUAAAUUAUCGCACUGCUCCUUGGCGAGUACAGCUGAUUUACAAUGACACGUCGCGAUGAACUUCGAGAGAUAAAAACUACAUGUCUUUCCUCAGUUACGUUUUACUUUCUGAAUGUAUCCUUGAAACCGUGUACCAAAGAGAGAAGAAAAAAAUUUGUAUCUGAACAAUGAAUUUUGCAUCUUAAAUUUUGGUGUAAAAUAUAAUAAUAACAAUUCAGCUUUACGAAAUUUGUC
Neodiprion fabricii is the source of this 5000-nucleotide messenger RNA. RefSeq names its product synaptic vesicle glycoprotein 2C-like. Gene Ontology annotation, cellular component: membrane. Gene Ontology annotation, biological process: transmembrane transport. Gene Ontology annotation, molecular function: transmembrane transporter activity. The record is from RefSeq and is a predicted model, not a curated record. Lineage: Eukaryota; Metazoa; Arthropoda; Insecta; Hymenoptera; Diprionidae. Bases 2118 to 3785 code for a protein of 555 amino acids. The transcript has 14 exons.